Molecule: messenger RNA, 2862 nt
Organism: Drechmeria coniospora
Lineage: Eukaryota; Fungi; Ascomycota; Sordariomycetes; Hypocreales; Ophiocordycipitaceae
Exons: 1
Coding region: 1-2862 (953 amino acids)
Source: RefSeq, a predicted model, not a curated record
AUGGCGGCAACCGAAUCAUCACUCGCAGUUACAAAAUCGACAGGUCCUGCUUCGGAUUCCCUGACCACAAAAGUAUUUGCGACAACAUCUCGAAGAUUGCCCAUGGAAGGGGCGCCAAGUGUAUCGAGUCCAUCAGGGAAUUCUACCACGUUGAGUAGUUUCUCAAGUCUAACUUAUUCAGUUUCGACUCCAACCACGUCGAGUGACCAGAGCACAACGCAUGAUUCCAUGACCCGUGCCAUUUCCACCUCUGACUCCGCUUCGACCACCACUACAUCUGGCUUCUCCAGCUCUCGAGAUACGGCAUCAUCGUUAGCCUUGACGGAUCCAGGCUCGCAAAGCACGUACAGCUCAUCAACCCCUUCACAGGAAAGCGUUAUUACUACAACGAAGGGAGGACUUGUCCCAAGCCCAAUUCUCAGCGGACCAACGUCUGUUCUGGCCAAUUAUACCACAUGGCCUUCAACUACCGUGGAUAUUGGGACUGAGACGGUGCCUCCGUCAAGCUCCUCUUCAAUAUUCGAUGGCUCCGCACUUCCCAUACCUGGCCACUUGUCUUCUGUGACGUCUUGGACGUCAAUUCAGGACGAGGUUCCCGCGCCAACUACAGCUAGCUUGCUCUCGACCUCGGACAGUUCCGCUCAACUCGAGCCCCCCGGCACGCGUUCGACAAUGUGGACAAGUUUCGGAAACUCUUCCACUGCAUUUCUGGGGACCGGUACUUCAACGAGAUCGACGCCCAUCGGAACAGGAGUCACAACAAGGUUGGGAGACACGGAACCGACCGAUACACUCUCCACUCUGACGCAAAGGAAGGCGACCAGUACAUCCGUGGCGGCCUUGCCGUCCUCAUCCACCCAGAUAUUAAAGCUUACAUCCACUCUCAGCAGCCAUGGAAACCCUCUGCCCUCAGAAUCGACUUGGCCAAGCUUGCAUCGACCGGGAACCCAGUCUACCAUGUCAUGGGUAAAUUCUACCAACCCGGGGGAGACUGGCGGCUACACAACGAAAUCUACUGUCGCACUCUCGACCGUCCUCAUCCCCGAGAGCCUGUCCACGACGUCCACUUGGAAACCUUCCAAGAAUUCAACCUCAACCUCAACCGCAACCUCGAGUUCCUGGAAUUUUUCAUCUGGAUACCUCUCACGAACCAUUACCUCUAUCCCUACGAACUCGUCACGUAUGCCUGAUGGGUCAGUUUCGGCGACAAAUGCCACCGGCUCGUAUCCUCAUGGUCCGACCAUUAUUGCUCCCGCUCCCGUAUUCACCAGGCCGUCGAAUUUCACAACCGUCUCUGGCCCAACGGCCCCUCCUGGUGAUCAUUGGCUCACAACAACGGCGGAGGAUUCUGUGACUUAUGGUGGCUCUGAGCUGCAAACAAGUUCGAGCGCAACUUUCAUUCGCAACAGCGGUGCCCUCAUAACACCGGGAAGGUCGCCCUCCUACCGCAAUUCGACCUCGAGCCUGCUGGCCACUUGGUCAGAAAUUUCGAGCGAUUUGGGGACAAGCACGACCACUCCUCAUUCCCAACUCGGUCAUAGCAGCAUUUCCAGUAGAGUUGUAACUACUGCACCAUCAACCACUGUCACACAUUCACCCUCAUACGCUUCGACUGUAAUCACCAUGGGUCCGCGGUCGACAUCCAGACCAGACGUGGAUACGAGACCUGUGGUAUCCACCACGAUUGCCAGCGGGCCGCCAUAUCCCACACACAACUCAACUCGGAGUAUCCGAGAAACAGAUGAGGCUUCCGGAAGCAGCGGGACAGCGCCUCGUUCGACAAGAUGGACCGAGACCACGCGAGCUCCAUCUGGGCCAUGGCGAAGUUCGAGCUUGCCCUCACGGAGCGAGACUGCGCCGUUCCCAAUCUCCUCGAACUCGACAGCGUCGCACCCGACAGUAAUCGGUUCAUCCAUUGCGCACUCGUUUGGACCCGGUGUGCCUCCGACUUGGACGACAGUUGUUACCGCCACUAGGCACAACUCGACAGGUAUGGAGACUCUCCCGAAGAGUGUCACAUCCAUCCUCACUCCGUUCCCUGCGUCCUCAGACCCGACGAGCUCGACAUCGACUUCUACGAGCAGCCUUGCCAAGUCCAGCACGGAUAUGGCAGAGUCGGCGAUAUCGUUGCGAACGAGCCGCAAUGGCACUUCAUCCGCGAGACUCAAUUCGAGGACAAUGACUUUGCCGCGGUGGACGAAUAGUAGCACGGAACCGCCAUCAACCACGUUUUCGCUUGGCACGAUAACCUGGACCCGAGACAGUACGGCACAGGUUACCUCGACGUCCUGGUCUCGCGUUGAACCCAUGCCAACGACUUUGCCAGAUGAAAACACCCGCACGACGGCGUAUCAGACCAUUCCUGCCAACUCUUCGGUGACCGAUGUUACAGACCCAGGUUGGACGACAAUUUUCACGUAUUCGUCGCAGCAAGUCUCGAGAGAUAACUCGACGAGGAGCCGUGCAAGGAAAGAAAGCGGAAGUCGGUCUGCUCCGAGAGAGACUCCUGCCCGAUGGCACAAUGCGACUGCCACAGCAACCUCGACAUUGUCUGGGAGUGGCAGCAGCAGCAUGCGCAUGCGUACGAGGACCACGGGCGACGGCACGGCCUGCACGCACGAGGUCGUGCAUACUUACCCGGCUCAGGAAAGCACCAGUAUCGUAGUACCGUGCACAACGAUUGUGGCUGGUCUGGCGACAUCCACAAGCUGCGCCGACAUGUCAUCCGAGGCUGGCUCACCGGGUUCUACGCAUUGUCACUCUUCGCUGUGCGCCAUAACGAGCAGGACCAACAUCUACAGUAGAGUGUCGUCCACUCCGUCGACAUGGAAUUGUUUGUUGCAUGACAGCGCGCCGGCAUAA